AUGCUGGCAUAUGGUCAAUCGGGAGAUACAUAUGACGAAUAUCUCCGACUUGGUGACAGUACAUCACGUUUAUGUUUAGAAAAUUUCACUAAUGCAAUAAUUCAUUUGUUUGGAGAUGAGUAUCUACGAAGCCCUACACCUGAAGAUCUUCAACGAUUACUCGAUGUCGGAGAGGUACGCGGGUUUCCAGGGAUGAUAGGCAGCAUCGAUUGUAUGCAUUGGGAGUGGAAAAACUGCCCAACAGCUUGGAAAGGUCAGUACACACGUGGUUCAGGAAAGCCGACAAUUGUCUUAGAAGCCGUGGCAUCACAAGAUACGAUCAAGAUAGGAAAGAUUAUGAGAACUUGUGUCAUAUUGCACAAUAUGAUAGUAGAGAACGAACGACACGGAUACGAUCAAAUUGAUACAUCUGAGUUCGAGUCAGGAGAGUCAAGCAGAAGUUCGAGGGUGCAAUGGAGAGAAAGUAUUCAUGUCGGUGAUAUGUUAGGUAUUCGCAGAGAAGUUCGAGAUAAAGAGAAGCAUGAUCGUUUGAAAGCUGAUUUAAUGGAAAAUAUAUGGCAAAAGUUUGGUAAUGAAUAUUAA
Molecule: messenger RNA, 582 nt
Organism: Brassica oleracea var. oleracea
Lineage: Eukaryota; Viridiplantae; Streptophyta; Magnoliopsida; Brassicales; Brassicaceae
Exons: 1
Coding region: 1-582 (193 amino acids)
Source: RefSeq, a predicted model, not a curated record